Molecule: messenger RNA, 905 nt
Organism: Hibiscus syriacus
Lineage: Eukaryota; Viridiplantae; Streptophyta; Magnoliopsida; Malvales; Malvaceae
Product: oligopeptide transporter 1-like
Exons: 4
Coding region: 258-905 (215 amino acids)
Biological process (GO): transmembrane transport
Molecular function (GO): oligopeptide transmembrane transporter activity
Source: RefSeq, a predicted model, not a curated record
UCGAUAACGUCAACAUCCCGGAAAGCUCCCUUGCAAAUGUGGAUGAGGUAAAUGAUUCUCCCAUAGAGCAAGUUCGACUCACUGUCCUGAUUAAUGAUGAUACGACAUUGCCAUGUUUGACGUUUCGAACAUGGGCUUUAGGGAUAACCUCGUAUGCUGUUCUGUCAUUCUUGAACCAGUUCUUCCAGUAUCGCCAAAAUUCAUUGCAAAUAUCUUUGGUCUCGGCACAAAUCGUUGUUCUUCCACUUGGAAAGCUUAUGGCAGCAUAUCUACCUCGCAAAUUGCUGAAGAUUCCUUGGACAAAAUGGUCGUUCUCAUUAAAUCCAGGCCCUUUUAACAUGAAAGAGCUUGUCCUGAUUACUAUAUUUGCAAAUUCUGGUUCUACCUAUGUUUAUGCAGUGAACAUUAUUACCAUUGUUAAGGCCUUUUAUCACGGUCAGAUACACCCUUUGGCUGCUUUGUUGUUAGCUCAAACUACGCAGGUCGGUUUUUCUUUUAUUACGGACGUAACGGAUGCUAUUGUGGUCUUAUCUGUUGCUCACCAUCAUUAUUUCUUUUGGAAUAUUUACAUGCUUGGAUAUGGAUGGGCUGGAAUGUUCCGAAAGUUCCUUGUUGAUUUGCCAUUUAUGUGGUGGCCUAACAACCUGGUGCAGGUCUCCCUAUUUAGGGCAUUGCAUGAUGACGAGGUUCGGUCUAAAGGUGGCCUAACGAGGCUGCAGUUCUUCCUCGUGGUGUUCAUAUCAAGCUUCGCAUACUAUAUUGUUCCGAACUAUCUUUUUCCAUCAAUCACUGCUUUAUCUUUCGUUUGUUGGUUAUGGAAGGACUCGGUGACAGCCCAAAUAAUAGGAGCUUCGAGGUGGACUUGGGGUCGGAUCGUUUUCCUUGGAUUGGUUGACAGUGGCUAG